This is a messenger RNA of Penicilliopsis zonata CBS 506.65, 807 nucleotides long. RefSeq lists its product as hypothetical. NCBI's taxonomy places the organism in Eukaryota, Fungi, Ascomycota, Eurotiomycetes, Eurotiales, Aspergillaceae. The transcript has 2 exons. The record is from RefSeq and is a predicted model, not a curated record. Gene Ontology annotation, molecular function: gamma-glutamylcyclotransferase activity. Bases 1 to 807 code for a protein of 268 amino acids.
AUGGACACACUCUGGUAUUUCGCCUACGGAUCCAACAUCAGCCAUGACAAGUUCGUGGGCAGCCGCGGCAUCCACCCGCUGGCCGAAGCCCACGUCCGCCUCCCCGGCUGGGCGCUGGAGAUGAGCAUCCCCGGGUUUCCGUAUCGCGAGCCGGCCUUUGCCUCCAUCCAGCCGGGGAGAGACGGGCAUGACGGCAAACAGACAAUCGACGUGCAGGGCACCGCCUAUCUCGUCACCCGCGCGCAGUAUGCGUCCAUCAUCGCCUCCGAGGGGGGCGGCAUCGCCUAUCGCGAGGUGGUGGUCUGGGCCGAAGCCCUGCACGACGAGGAUGUCCAGCAUCUCGGCGGACAGCGGAUCAUGGUCUACACGUUGACCAACGCCAUGACGCGCAUUCCCCAGGGCAGAGCCAGCAUGAGAUAUUUACAUAUGAUUACUUCUGCCGCAGAGGAUAUCCCCUUUGAUGAAGCAUAUCACAAGUUUCUCGCUGCUCUCCGCCCAUAUACACCCCCCCAGACACGCAAACAGAAGGCCGGGGCCGCCAUGUUCUGGCUGCUGUGGACGCCGAUCAUCACGAUGAUGGAGAAGACCAUUGCCCGCACCGUCGAUCUGGACAAGGGAGGCAACGCGCCCAACUGGGUGGCUGUCCUCAUGCGCUUUGUCGUGGCCGCCCUCUGGUUCUCGCACGACUGGGUCUUUGCGCCGCUGUUUGGGCGGGGAGACGGAGUGGAUGAGGCUGGACUGGAUUAUGACUUACUUGAUGCAUCUCGACUGCCACUGCCACUGCCACUGCCUUGGACUGGGUGUUGA